Messenger RNA from Argentina anserina (silverweed cinquefoil), 872 nucleotides. RefSeq names its product protein phosphatase inhibitor 2. Lineage: Eukaryota; Viridiplantae; Streptophyta; Magnoliopsida; Rosales; Rosaceae. Bases 74 to 577 code for a protein of 167 amino acids. The record is from RefSeq and is a predicted model, not a curated record. Gene Ontology annotation, biological process: regulation of signal transduction. The transcript is spliced from 5 exons. Gene Ontology annotation, molecular function: protein phosphatase inhibitor activity.
CUUUUUCCAAACUUGGAAGCUUCAUUAUUUUCUUCUUCUUCUUCUUCAAAAAGGGAUUGGCUGUUAGUGCAGAAUGAGUAACCAAGGCCGAGUUAGAUGGGAUGAGGAGAAUCUGGGAGAAAUUGAAGCAAACAAACCUGUGAGGCAGAAAAUUACUGAGCCAAAGACGCCGUAUCACCCCAUGCAAACUGAUGAUGAAGAUGAUGAGGGAUCUCUGUCUCCUAUACGGGGGAGUCGGUUUGAUGAAUGUAUUGCGGACGCAAUGCAUGCAGAAGCGAUAAGAACUGCUUUGAGUGAUGCGGCAUCAUCAAGUAGAAAGAAGACUACUAGUUCUACUGGCUGGACAUCAUCUGAGGAUGAAGGAGAUGCUAUGGAUCAAGAUGGAGAAGAUUCGGACAAAAGCAGGAGUUUCAGGGAGCACAGAAGAGCUCAUUACAAUGAAUACCAGAAAGUAAAAGAACUCAGACGGAAAGGUUCGCUUCCUGAUGAUGAAGAAGAGGACGAAGAUGUUGAGAUGAACAAAGUGAAGAGCUCUGAUCCUCCUUUGUCUCCUGCAGCCAAACCUAAUGGAGCUUAGAUGAAGCCAAGCUAAGACUUGAUUGCCAAAUUAAAACUAAACUAUGCUUGAUAUAUCGCUGACAUUUGAUUACAGUUUUUGGGAUGACUAAUACAGAAUGCACAAAUGAUCGCAGUGGCUGCUAUUUGUAUUAUUCAUCAAUAUGUAUUUUGUUUGUAAAUGGCUCACUUUAUUUUUGUCUCCGUAACAAUGUUGCUUAAAACUCUUGAUCCCUGUACCAUACUGGUAGAUAGAAUGUCACCAUUUCAAGAAUUUGAUUGUACCGAUUACCGUGAAUGCAAUGAGAUAAGUCCCC